AUGUCGACCCCACAAUCAGCCUCAACAAAAAGGACCAAGAGGCCAAGAGGAUUGCUUGCCUCUCGGAAAACCACAGGAAAUCCUGCCGAAUCCGAGCCUGCAGCAAAAAGGGCCCGAGGUGAAGAUACGCCUCCUCAAGACCCAGAGGAAUUAAAGCUUCAGGACUGGCAUGAUUUGGAAGAGCUUUUCGAGAAUGCGCUGGAUGCACUCUAUGGACCUAAUUGGACGUCUGCUAUUCCCUUGAUUCGUGGUGUGCUACACGAAUGCGCACGAAUGGUGACUGUUUACAACGACCCGACAUUAAUCUACUCCCCACUGGAGCCAGAAACUCAAGUUGGCCCUGAAAAGGCGCCCGCAUCAGCUUUUUAUACAAUCUAUGCGUCUGCGUGGUUUAUAAUGUCCACGUUUGCACGAGUGACCCUUCUACUUACAGAAGAUGAACCAGAGGAGGCAUUAGAGUAUCUGUUAUCCGCAUUAUCAGCCUGCGAGAAAGGGGAGCAAGCCCUGGACGUGCGAAAGCAAACGAAAGCUUGGGAUCCUUUCCGACUCGGAGACGAGCCUCGGUCUCUGAAAAUGGUACCACUGAUGCUCGAGCGCACUUCUCGGCUCGGCCCAUCAGCCGCACUUGCUCGGGCAUUUGAGCAUUUGACUUAUGACGAAUCAAAAGACGAGAGAUUCUCCGAGGAAUCCUUGCCAUUCUCCAUCUUGAAAAUGCCGAAAUUCCUCCAUCAGGUAGAGGAGAUGUCCGUUCCCGAAGAACUACGAGUACAAGUAAUUCUAGUAUUGGGACAAAUUAAUCUGGCGAUUGGUUCCAGUAUUGCUGAGAAAUUUGAGGAGGACUCGAAUGCCGAGGAUGGUACUGGAGUGAAGGACUUGAAACUAGAAAAGUUGCGAUUGGGUCAUUAA
Rhizoctonia solani is the source of this 906-nucleotide messenger RNA. RefSeq lists its product as uncharacterized. The transcript is spliced from 6 exons. The coding region runs from base 1 to 906 and encodes 301 amino acids. NCBI's taxonomy places the organism in Eukaryota, Fungi, Basidiomycota, Agaricomycetes, Cantharellales, Ceratobasidiaceae. The record is from RefSeq and is a predicted model, not a curated record.